CCGAGAAUUCAAGUCUAUAAGGAACUUGGAUUACAUUAAUCGUUCAAAAGUAACUUGACAAAACACAAAAGGCGAAACAACAAUCAACCAAAAUUCUCUUUUUGCCUAAUAAAAAAAGCUCUAUCAUGGCUGCUUCUUCAAAGGGGCCUCAAGUGUUCAUCAACUUCCGGGGACCAAAUGUGCGCAACAGAUUUGUGGUCUUUCUCGAGCCUAUCUUGAGAGCUGCGAAUAUAAACUUAUUCGUAGACAAGGACGACGUGCUGAGCACAGAUCCGGCUAACCUUAUGGCGAGGAUCGGAGAGUCAAGGGUCGCGGUAGUGAUCUUCUCGAAGGCUUACACAAGUUCGGACUGGUGCUUGGACGAGCUGGCCAUGAUCAAGGAGUGCAUGGAUCGAGGCAGUCUCAGAGUGAUUCCUAUCUUCUACAAACAUACUACACCCUCCGUGGUGGAAGAACUUCGAGGGAAGUUUGGUGACAGUUUUAGGGUUCUAAAGCGCAAAUACCUACACGAGCCAGAAAGGACUCGGAAAUGGGAGGAGGCUUUAGAGUCUAUUUCUAAAGUAAAAGGCAUGUCCUUAGCAAAAGAAAGGAACGAAAGAGAGUUCAUAGACUCGAUGGUUAUCGAGAUUCAGAUAUUGCUGUCGCAAAUCGCCUUGAAGGGAAAUCCAAAAAUAGAAUCGAGUCACCAAGGAGGGUUUUUGGUCCCUGCAAGGAGACUUGAGAUUACUCACUCUGGGAAUCCUGAAAAAUGGGCCUGGAGUUCUAUCUACGACGAACCAUACAGAGCAGACAUUGAAAUUGCGACAAUGAUUAACGUUCACACCUUGGUUAAUAUAAACGGAGAUUUUCACACGAUGAAUUUGACAUCGGGGACAACGUACGAGGUGGUGUUUCUUGUGAGCCUAGCUGAUUCAGCUUUGGGAUGGAAGAACCCGGUGACCUUAAUGCUAAAGCUGGUCAGCGAUGGAAGCGAGAAGAAGGAGCACGAUAAGGCAUCGUGCUUGAACGACUACAUAGGAGACGAUUGGGUGGAGAUUCCUGUCGGAGAAUUUAAGGCGCCGCCGAAGAAAGACGACGCAAAGAUCUUUUUCUCGAUGCAUCAGUAUGUGGACUCUGACCCUAAGAGUGGGCUUGUGGUCAAAGGUGUUGCAGUUCGUCCCGUGGAGUAAUGCACAAGAGAGCAAAAGCAUAUUGGAUCUAUCAACAUUUAUGUUUCAUUCCAAAUAAAAUAAAAUGCAUGUCUAUUUCUGGUUUAAAGUUUGUACUCUGUUAUUGUUUUUUGUAAGACAAAGUUUUUUUUUGUUGUUUAUUGGGUCAAAAUAUUAAGUUGUAAGUAUAACAC
Molecule: messenger RNA, 1342 nt
Organism: Thlaspi arvense
Lineage: Eukaryota; Viridiplantae; Streptophyta; Magnoliopsida; Brassicales; Brassicaceae
Source: the annotation of a GenBank genome assembly